ACGGUCAACGAGCAAGAGGAAAGGAAGAGGAGUUUCACAGAGAGUGAGGGAGGCUAUGAAAGAUCAUGGGAAAAAGCAGGAGAGAGAUAGGGGCUGUGUUUGAGGUAGGAAGAUGCUGUUGCCAGGGAACAAGGCUGAAAUAGAAGAAACCAUCUCUUACAGUUCAGAGGCGGAUGAAAGGUCAGUUAAUGAUGGAUACAAAAUGGACUGAACUGCAGGAAAAGGGAUCCUGACUACGGACAGCCUUACAGAAUCAAAGAAAAAGGUAGGCAGCUGGGAUUACAUAACCAUCAGAACACUGCUCCCAUACGGCUGACAUCAUCCGAAAGGAUUAGAGCCCGGGGGUUUUAGCGUUAGUGGGUGGAGGAGGAUGAGGAGGAGACAGAGGCAUUCAGCAGAGACGCAAAUAGCGGGAAAAGAGAAAACAGAGGGAUCGGCACAAGAGUUAGCAUCAUCUUCUGUCCAGCAUAAGACAAGACUGGACCCCACUGGCAGCAUCAGUAAGCAACAGGAACUGUUCAGCUUCCCUAAAAACAGGAGAGCACCACCUGAACAGGUAAACAGUGAUGACCCCCGGUCAGCAGCUUUAAGGAGGGGCAAGUGAAGAAAGGGAGAGUCGGCCGAGAACUACAUCAUUAUAUAAUUGAGCUGAAGCCCAUCCUCCCUGCCAGAGGAUGGGUACAGCAGAAGCCACUUUACGCAUGGACAGUAUGGAGGUCAAGGACGAGUGGCAGGACGAGGACUUCCCCAGGCCACUGCCAGAGGAUGGAGACUCAUGUGGCCUCACUGACAACAGAAGCAAUCCUCCCACCAGUCUGAAUGUUGGGGAAUCCAUGAACCAGAGAAAGCGCCGUACACUGGUAGCCCCCGACAUGAACCUGUCCCUGGAUCAGAGCGAGGGUUCUGUCCUCUCUGAUGACUUCCUGGAAACGCCUGACGACCUGGACAUCAAUGUUGAUGACAUUGAGACUCCAGAUGAAACCGACUCACUUGAGUUCCUGAACAAUGGCAACGAGCUGGAGUGGGAAGAUGACACUCCUGUGGCCACAGCCAAACGUCUUCCAGGUGAAAGUGAGGAGGAAAAAGACUCCUCUGGUCGUCUGUGGCGAACGGUGAUAAUCGGCGAUCAGGAGCAACGGAUUGACAUGCAGAUCAUCAGAUCUUAUCUGCGGGUGGUCACUCAUGGAGGAUAUUAUGGUGAAGGCCUGAACGCCAUCAUUGUGUUUGCAGCCUGCUACCUCCCUGAUAGCAGCUGUGAUGACUACACAUACAUCAUGGAGAAUCUGUUUCUGUACGUUGUUAGCAGCCUGGAGCUGCUGGUGGCUGAAGAUUAUAUGAUCGUUUACCUGAAUGGAGCAACUCCUCGCAGGAAGAUGCCGGGAAUCAGCUGGCUGAAGAGAUGCUACCAGAUGAUUGACAGAAAACUGAGAAAAAACCUCAAGUGUCUGAUCAUUGCACAUCCAACAUGGUUCAUCAGAACUGUCCUGGCUAUCUCAAGACCAUUCAUCAGUGUGAAGUUCAUGGAUAAGAUUCGAUACAUUCACACCCUGGAAGAGCUCAGCCACAUCAUCCCCAUGGAGCAUGUGCAGAUUCCUGACUGUGUGCUGCAGUAUGACCAAGAGAAGAUAAAAGCACAAACGUUGAGACAGGAUCAAGAGCAGCAGGAGACCAAGUCCAGUCUUCCUAAAGAAAGGCCAAAGUCAAUGUUAGCAGAUGUUGGUCUGUCAUUAAGAAGUUUGAGUUGAAGAUCUGCUGAGGAAUGUUGAUUCAGUAAACUGGGAACCAGGAUCACCAGCUUCUUUCACAGAACUAAACCCCCAGAACGGACCCAUUAGCUGCAGGACAAUCACUCCUCAGUGUUUCUCCUGUUAUUCAUUUCUGCCUGUUCAGAAUCUGUUUACAACAAGAUGUUACAGAACAAAAUUUAAACUGUGCUUCCUGCAUGUAAAACUGAGCUGUACUAUGAAGCAUGGCAACUAAUUUGAACUAAAAAUGCUACUCCUCUUCUUGCAGACUUUCAGUCAACCUAUAUAUAUAUUAAUGUAAGGUGUUGGCACAUGAAUGGGUUUUGUUAGAUUUAACAAAUAUGCUUAUUGAAAACUGAUGUGCAAUGACGUUCUUCUUCUGAAACAUGUUCUAGAUGUUACUGAUGCAAAAAUACUGUACAGUUGUCAGGUUAACCAGCGUUAAAUAUGCAGAUGGCAUGCUUGUUUGUAUCCUUUCCUUCUUUGGUACAUGUAUGUCUUGUUUUUAAAUUCUAAAAAUACGAAAUACUUUUUCAAGAUCGAAAGACUGAAUUGUUACAGAUAAAAUAAUAUAUAUUUAAAGAGAGAGAGUCUGAAUAAUUGCUUUAAGUGUUAUCUAUGAAAAUGUGCCAUUUAAUGUUUUUAAAGAAAAAAAUAAAAUAAAAGAGCCAAGUGGAAUAACCCGUGUCAUGAAUGUUAACCUUCAGUGCUCAGUUGGAACUCUUUCAACAAAGUACAUAAUAGUUAGUAUUUUUAUCUUUUUAUUGUCAUUUACUCAGCCUUGAACCUCUCUGACAGGUGAGUUAUUAAGCGAUGUAAUUAUGAUCUAUGAGUCCUUAUGUAUCAGCUGACUGUCCUUUAAAAGGUCUCAUCUGUUCUGCAUUCCCUUGAAGUGAUCCUGAUCAUGUAUGCUACACACACGAACACACACACACAUCCACACACACACACACACACACACACACACACAGAUAGAUAUAUAAAUGUAUAUAUAUAUAUAUAUAUAUAUCAAAAACAAUUGAUUGCACAAGUUUGAGUCCAUUGUGUAUUUUCUCAAAUCCUCACAAGGUCAAAAUUAUGCACGCAGGUCUACUACUUGAAUGUCCCUUGGCAAGUAGUAAUGAAACCCCACAUUUUUGUUGCCAUGAUCAACAUCCUGGCAUAAUUCUGCCUUGAUAUUCAACCACUCUUCUUAUCAUGACUGGUAGAGAUCAUGUAAAUAAUUGGGUUUCCUGAUAUGGACCCAGCAUCUUAGUAUUCUCCAUGACAUUUCAGCAAGGCUAAGGUCAGGGGCUUUCCAGAAGAAAAUCAACCACUUUAAACGAGAUACUGAAGUGAAGAGAAGUCACAUUUUCAGCCAGAAUUGUUCCAUGAGCUUUAUUUAUGACUAGAGAAGAUGUGUGGUUUCUCUAACAUUCUGGCUACAAUACGAUAGAUAAGAGAAAAUCUGCAAUAAGUUUAAACUUGCAUCAAUAUCUAUGUUUUUAUUACAAAUGUGUGUUGUAACAUCAGUUCACCUCACAAUAAAAGCACAAAAUGAACAUGAUGUUCACUCACAUGACGAGUAUGUAGAUUUUUGACUGUUACUGUAUAUUGAGCAUAAAUGUUGUUAUUGCACUCCAAUACUUCAAUAAAACCUAAGAGGUU
Molecule: messenger RNA, 3392 nt
Organism: Girardinichthys multiradiatus
Lineage: Eukaryota; Metazoa; Chordata; Actinopteri; Cyprinodontiformes; Goodeidae
Gene: atcayb
Product: ATCAY kinesin light chain interacting caytaxin b
Exons: 14
Coding region: 675-1745 (356 amino acids)
Biological process (GO): apoptotic process
Cellular component (GO): cytoplasm
Source: RefSeq, a predicted model, not a curated record